Molecule: messenger RNA, 627 nt
Organism: Caenorhabditis elegans
Lineage: Eukaryota; Metazoa; Nematoda; Chromadorea; Rhabditida; Rhabditidae
Gene: Y110A7A.21
Product: MARVEL domain-containing protein
Exons: 5
Coding region: 30-536 (168 amino acids)
Source: RefSeq, marked reviewed
CAACUCUCAUUUCUAGACACUCUUUCCCCAUGCAUCCAUCGAGAAAAUCUGCAUUUCCAAAACCUAAAUUUGAGGUCUGGAAAUUUGCAAAGUAUUCCUCUGCUCUACAGAUUUUUCAAAUUUUUGGAAGCUUCGUAUCCCUUGUGCUCAUUGGACUUGUUGGCUCACAGUUUGCUCCAACAUAUGCUGCUCUUUUGACAUGCGUCUUCGCAAUAAUCGGAUCAUCUGUAUUUUUGUUGUGCGAUGUUUUUAAUAUUAAUGAGACUGAACCAGAUGAAUGGGUUUUUUGGGAAAGCGUCUUCAUUUCAUCAUUCUCAUUUUUGUUCACAAUCAAUACACUGACCAUGUUGUACAGUUCGAUUCGAUGGAAUAAUACGGCCUGGUGGCUGGCAACGGUUGUCUGCGCUUUGGUGACAGUCUCGUUUCUUCUCAGUCUGUUACAUGUGAUGAAAAACCAAACGAAAGGUCAUAUUACUGUUAAACAGGAGGAGAAUGUUGUGCGAUUUAAUACGCGGAUGAACCGCCGACGGAUUUGAAUUUAUAUCAAUAAAUGUACAAUUUGACAAUUCAUAUAAAUACUGAUAAUAAAUACAUUUAAGACACAAAUAAAACGUAAGUAACUUAGAA